Messenger RNA from Culicoides brevitarsis, 2801 nucleotides. RefSeq lists its product as uncharacterized. The record is from RefSeq and is a predicted model, not a curated record. The transcript has 2 exons. The coding region runs from base 108 to 2531 and encodes 807 amino acids. Lineage: Eukaryota; Metazoa; Arthropoda; Insecta; Diptera; Ceratopogonidae.
UCUGCAGACAAUUAGACAUCGUUAGUCUCGUUUUUGUUCAAAAUCUUAAUUUUUACAUUCCGUCCCUUGAAUAAAAUGCGAAAAAAUUAGUGCAAGUGUCGCAAAAGAUGAGAAUUACCGAUAUUUUUUGGCGAAGUGUCGCCCUUUUCACGCUAAUUUUGGUAGUUACGGUGCUCGGGCAGUACGAAUGGCAAGCUCGCGAUGCCUUCGACGAAAUAAAGAUAAAAUUCGAUCGUGUGACGCCCGACAAUUGCCCAAUUAUGCAUUUGGGCGACUUGUACCUGCCGGAAGACGUGAUUUCGCACAAACCUGACAUCAAGGAGGUCAAUAUCAAUCCCGUGUUUCCGAAUCGUACCGCUUUGUUGCAUUUGCAUAACAUGGCGUUGAGUCGUGCCUUCUAUUGGAGUUACAUCUUGCAAAGUCGUUUCAUCAGACCUGCCAUUAACGACACUUAUGAUCCCGGAAUGAUGUAUUAUUUCUUGUCAACAGUCGCGGAUGUAGCUGCAAAUCCCUAUAUUAACGCCUCAGCAAUUUAUUUUGCUCCGAAUUCGUCGUUUUCGUCGUCUUACAGAGGAUUUUUCAAUAAAACUUUUCCGAGAUUCGCUCCGAGAACGUUCAGAGAAGAUGAUUUUAAUGAUCCAAUUCAUUUGGCGAAGAUUUCUACAAUGAACACUUUUGAUGUGAGAGAUUUGGGUGCGAUUCCAGCAGGUGCUUCGUCGUCGGAUUAUACAACAGACUUUUAUAAAAUCAAUGAAUGGUAUAAAUUGUGGUUGCCGGAUGAUGUUUUUAAUAGGCAUGACACGAAAACGACGUAUCAAGUGGAAAUUCGAUAUGCAAACAACACUAAUGAGACCUUUACAUUCCAUGGACCUCCGGGAGCCGACGAAGAUCCAGGUCCAGUUAAAUUCACUCGUCCUUACUUCGAUUGCGGUCGUUCCAACAAAUGGUUAGUUGCUGCUGUUGUCCCCAUCGCCGAUAUUUAUCCUCGUCACACGCAAUUCCGUCACAUCGAGUACCCCAAAUACACCGCCGUGUCAGUUAUCGAAAUGGAUUUCGAGCGUAUCGACAUAAAUCAGUGUCCCAAAGGGCAGGGAAAUCGCGGCCCGAAUCGCUUUGCCGACACAGCGCGAUGCAAAAAGGAAACUACUGAAUGCGAACCAAUUCACGGAUGGGGCUUCCGAAGAGGCGGUUACCAAUGUCGAUGUAAACCGCAAUAUCGACUGCCGAGCAUCGUUCGAACGCCAUUUUUAGGUGAAAUUAUCGAACGAGCGACUGAUGAGCAAUAUUACAACAAUUUCGACUGUCAACGAAUCGGAUGGGUGCAAAAGCUGCCAAUUCAGUAUGAAGAAGCACCGCAUUACAUUCGUCAAAAAUAUUUAGAUCUGAAUCCGCAGUACAGAAAUUUCACGACGGGACCCAAGGCACUUCACACGUCGCGAAUUAACAUCGAUGCCGUCUUGCGAUUCAUCUGGAGUGUCAACGCCGAUACUUGCAAAAACUACCAUCCGCAAGAUUUGAUGUUGGAUGGCGAUGUUUCGUACGGAGCGAAGGAACAAUUCCAAAAUGAGGCAAAAAUGGCGCUUCGUUUAGCGAAUUUCAUUUCGGCAUUUUUGCAAAUUUCCGAUCCGAACGAAGUUUAUUCGGGAAAAAGGAUUGCUGACAAACCCUUGACUGAAGAUCAGAUGAUUGGCGAGACUUUGGCUUUGGUUUUGGGCGAUACGAAGAUUUGGAGUGCCGGGACGUAUUGGGAGCGGAAUAAAUUCACGAAUCGAACGUUAUUUGCUCCGUUUGCUUACAAAAAAGAACUUAACACGCGAAAAUUCAAAGUCGAGGAUCUCGCAAGACUCAACAAAACAGGCGAAGAUUACACGAGCAAGCCAUUUUUCCGUCUUUUGAAACAACGAUGGGCUACAAACUUCGAUGCUCUCGAGAAAAAUUGGCUAAAAAUGCGAAUUCGUCAUAACGAAACCGGAGAAUAUCCUCAAAAGUACGAACAUUUCCCGAAUUUCUAUCAUUCGGCGAAACUCGAGCACGGACAUUGGUCUGAACCAGUCUUCGAUUGCAAUGGCUUUGUGAAAAAAUGGCUUGUGACGUAUUCGGCGCCCUUUUUCGGAUGGGAUAGUCUUCGGGUGAAACUCGAAUUCAAGGGAGUUGUUGCCGUUUCGAUGGAUAUUCAGCAACUCGACAUCAAUCAGUGCCCCGAUGACUAUUUUGUGCCGAAUGCGUUCAAAAAUACGCACAAAUGUGACAAGAAAACGUCGUAUUGCGUGCCAAUUUUGGGCCGGGGCUUCGAUUCGGGCGGUUAUAAAUGCGAAUGUUUGCAAGGAUACGAAUAUCCCUUCGAGGAUUUGAUCACGUAUUACGACGGGCAAGUUGUCGAAGCGGAAUUCUUGAAUGUUGUUAUGGAUAAACCGACGAAAUAUGACAUGUACAAGUGUAGAUUGGCAGGCGCCGCGUCAAUUCGCGCAACGUUGAGUGUAAUUUUCGGACUUGUAGGAUUUGUAGUCUUUGCGAUUUACAAAAAGUUUUAACCAACUUUGCCUUAAAAUGAAAAAAAAAAUAAUUUUUAGGAAACCAUUUGAACCUUCUCAUAAGUAAUUUUUAAGAAAAAAAUGCACAUAUGAAGCAAUUUAUAUAAAUACAUAGUCGAAUAGUAAAAAAAAAAUAUUAAAUUAGGAUUAAGCUCGAAUCUCUUGACAUUCCGAAAAAGUAUAUUAAAGAACUAAUUCCGUCCAAAGGAUUUUCCAUUUUAAUUUUUUUAUGUAGAUUUUGUGCCUUUUGUACUACUUUUAAGUAUAAAA